AUGGCUACACCAACAGUCGACUUACCGCCGACUUGUGAAGAGGAGGUUUCCGCGCCCAUACUAGACCAUGCUCAAGGGCUAGCUUCAGCGAUUGGAGUAGCAGCCGUGGCAGCUGUGGCAGUUGGAGACGGCCUCGCAAAUGGACUUGCAUAUGCGACGCCAAAAUCAUAUCAAGGUCACAUGGCGCAACAAGAAGGCGAAAUUUAUCAAAUAGAGCCAAAGUGUGCACGCGAGGCAAAUCAACAAAGGAGCCUAAGAGAAGCGCAGGAGAAGUGGGAUGCUGCAACCAUGGGAACGGCAACAAGGGUCGAAACAGUUAUAGCGGCGGAAGGUGGAGGUGGAGGAGGAGCAGAAGCAGAAGCAGGAGCAGAAGCAGGAGGAGGAGGAGCGCCUGAAGGGGUGUACCUUCCGCCUAGAAAAGGCGCUGAUGCGGCAGGUCAACAGGUCAGAGCUGCUCUUUCCCGCACCCGCCUUGGCCGUUCGAACCCCUCCAUCUCCAGCUCAGGCUCAGGCUCCAGCUCCAGUUCCAGUUCAAGCGCAUCCUCAUACAAUACCACCACCACAAACACCAACAACACAGCUGCUGCUACUGCUCCAAGCAACGCCUUAAACUUCACUCAAACCGGUCGCAUUACAAAACCUCGUCAUCGCGCCUCUCUCUCGGCCCCAAUCGCUGCGUCGCUAGUAACCGCCGCCAUCACAGAAAGUGCCAGAUUAUCUUACGAGGCGAAGCUCACUGCGGCGCUUGCGGCCAAUAUACCUGGCAAGAUGGUCGGCAGUCAUUCGAGCACGACAACUACAGCUCUGCCCUCGCUAAAAGCAAACGGAUUGCCAUCGCUGUCGCCAACUCCCAGAACAAAUGGCUCAACGCCCACCAUAAGCACUCCUUCCAUUGAUAAGGACCAACCCGUCGUUUCUUUCUGGGGUCCUGAGCCCAUCGCACUCCCCUCACGUUUCGCCCGCAUCAAACAGAACCUCAUUCGUGGCCACGAGGCCGAGCUUGAAGCUAGCUGGGCUCGUCUCAUUACCGCGCUACGCAAAGAGGUCAGUCACAUAGAAGAUCUUGGCGCUCAUCUUAUCCCCUCAAUCGAGUUUGGCGAUCUUGAUGACUCUGUUCAAACCGCCCGCUUCGGUCACGAUUUGAGGCGUUACGGCGUGGGAGUUGUUCGCAAGGUUGUCCCCCGGGCAGAUACCGAUACUGCCGUUCAGGAGACCGUCGAUUAUCUAGACAGCAAACGGCACGUAAAAGCGAAGGCCUUGCAACAGCAUGAUCCAGCAUGUUUCGACUUCUUUUGGACACCUGCCCAAGUUCGCUCGAGAGCGCAUCCGAACGUUUUGAGCGCCCAACGCUUUAUGAUGGGCCUAUGGGAGACCAACCCUGACGAUCAACUAGUUACACGACUUCCCAUUACUUACGUCGAUCGUAUACGUGUGCAUGGGAACAGCGAGAAUCAGUCCAAUAAUCUCAACGUUCCGCCCCUUGAACCACCGCAGUCCGCCAACGACUGGAUACAAGCUUUACAAUCAUCCGCAGGCAUUACCGCCCAGGUCGAUAACGGAUCUCUCGAGCGCUGGGAGCCCGACGGUUACCAGCAUGCCGGCACCUAUAAUCACAUCUUCCACGGCAAGUGGGAGGAUUACGAUCCAUGGAAAUGCACCAGCCGAACGUCUGUGACUACUGACCUCUACAAUGGCUAUGGUGCUUGCACUAUCUUCCGCAUGUUCCAAGGAAUCCUGGCACUUUCCACUGUUGAGCCUGGUAUGGUCCGUCUCUUGCCUUCACCCAAGCUUGCGACAGCUUACUACCUGCUCCGUCCAUUCUUCACAACCAAGAAUCCACCACCGGAGAAUCGUACUGGGCCUGAAUGGGAAGCGUAUUUGGCUCCCGAUAAUUGGAAGUUACAAACUGAGCCCGAUUCUAUUAUUCAUGGAGCAGUGCCCGGACAUGCGCAGAGAAUUACCGAAACCUGGCAUCCUCACCUGCAUCUAAGAAACAGCAUGAUCACGCUACCAACUCUGCAGCCUGGCGACUACAUCUUCUGGCACCCAGAUCUCCCUUAUUAUCUUUCUAGCAACAAUUAUGGUCUCAAAACACCCAGCGGUAGCAAGAAUGAGGUGAGCAUGCUGGUAUACAUCCCAGCUGCCCCGCUCACUCAAACAAACGCACUCUAUCUUGCGCGACAGAGAAAGGCAUUCCAACGGGGUCAUCCCGGACCGGAUUUUGACUCGACCGGCAGAGGUAUAGUCGAAGAAGAUGCUGAGACUCGACCUGGCGAAAAGGAAAUCGCCGAAGUAGGAGGGCCAUCCUCAUUACAGGCCAUGGGUCUUGCUCCGUGGGAAGUCGCUGGUACUCGCUCUGGCACACCACCUCCCGACAAGUCCAAGUCAAAGACUGAAGCAGACUCCGAGAUGGAUGUCGAUAUUGAUGUGGAUGCCAAGAGUUCCGCGAGCACAUCAUCAAUCUCUCGAGCUGAGGCGGAGGUUGUGCGUCUAGCCAAUAUCAUCCUAUUCCCCGAAAGGUCGAUGCUGGGAUAUUCUGUGUGA
Messenger RNA from Fusarium coffeatum, 2544 nucleotides. RefSeq lists its product as uncharacterized. The record is from RefSeq and is a predicted model, not a curated record. NCBI's taxonomy places the organism in Eukaryota, Fungi, Ascomycota, Sordariomycetes, Hypocreales, Nectriaceae. The transcript has a single exon. The coding region runs from base 1 to 2544 and encodes 847 amino acids.